This is a messenger RNA of Sycon ciliatum, 2345 nucleotides long. RefSeq names its product ras-related protein Rab-13-like. Gene Ontology annotation, biological process: vesicle-mediated transport. The record is from RefSeq and is a predicted model, not a curated record. The coding region runs from base 943 to 1599 and encodes 218 amino acids. The transcript is spliced from 6 exons. NCBI's taxonomy places the organism in Eukaryota, Metazoa, Porifera, Calcarea, Leucosolenida, Sycettidae. Gene Ontology annotation, molecular function: GTP binding; GTPase activity.
UGUGUAACGGCUCCUGUGCGACUUUGCAUGUAACGCCCUGCGUGCGGUAAACAUGUGCCAAUGUAACGCUUCAUGGCCUCACUGCGACCAUUAUUGCCAGUACGGUAGUAAUGUGAAAACUCUACGAACUAAAAGACGACAUUAAUUUUUGUGAAACGACUAAUACUGCUUGUUCGAGCUCAGCAGCUGUCACUGCAGUGACUAUUGUCAGUAUUGAGUAUUGGCGUUUGGAGAACACUGCAUAAUUAAAAUACUUCCUGAAGCGGAACCGACGUCGCUUCUCCAGGCAGGCAGGCUAGCCGAGUUAGCAGCUCGUCUCUCAAAGCUAGUUCAGCUACUGAUGUGUGCGCUAGCAGUUCUGUUUAUCUAGCGUCGUAGUGAGCGUGUGCCUGACCUCUGCUAGCUCUGGCUCUGCUGCCGUGCUGGACCCGCUACGCCCGUCGCCUCGUGCAUCACCAGACGGGUCAUUUCCAGGCAAUCCGGACUAGUCAAAUUAAUUUAUUUGCCGUCCUAGCAUUAUUGCAUUAUUAUUAUUAUUAAUAUUACUACAGUAUCAAACAAGCCGCCCGAUAACGCUAACUAGCGGUGGAUAGUCAUACUAUCGUAUAGUUGUCGUCAGCCGGCGUUGAGGAUCCUGCUUGCAGCGUGAGCGGGCUGUACUGUCUGUACUGUCUGUGGUCACUUGUACGACGUGUGUACCUAUCAGCAGCGUACUGUCUAGACCUGGUGCCAGUGGAGGCUGGUGCAAUCAGUGUACAUGCUAGUGUUCAUACAGAACACAGAGUGCCAGAGCCGCAGUGCCAGAGCCGUGUCUGGAAGCUACCAGCGGGCCCGUUCGGAGUGUCCGUAAUGAGAAGACGACACAGCUCUGGUUGGUGACGCAACUCGUUAACAGCGCAUAGUUCCCACAGUAUUAAACUGGGCAUAGGUCCCGUGCCAAAUAUGUCGGCACGGCCCAAGAAAUACGACCACAAGUUCAAAGUGCACCUUCUGGGUGAUCAAGCGGUUGGCAAGACGAGUCUGCUGCUCCGCUAUGCCGAGGAGCGGUUCUACAGAACUUACGAUCCAACUCUAAAUAUUGAUAUCAAGUACCGUGAUGUGGAAUACCAGGGGAAACGUAUCCGCGUUGAACUCUGGGACACGAUUGGACAGGAGAGGUUUCGUUCUACCAUUAGCGCAACUCUGAAGGACAUUGACGGCGUUGUGCUUGUGUAUGAUGUCAUGGACUCGGAGAGCCUUGUCUCCUUGGGUCAGUGGAUUGCAGACGUGGAAAGACGCUGCGGAGACGUGGGAAGAGUUAUGGUUGGUAACAAGGUUGACUUGGAGGAGAGUAGUGGAGACGACAUCACAGCAUCUGCAGCAUGUGAAUUGGCUGUGGAGAAGGGGAUUCCCCUGUUUAAAGCCAGCGCCAAGAGUAACCACAACGUUGAACAUGUAUUUGACGAGCUCAUCCAGUCAAUCCUGGACUGCAAGGCAGCACUGGGACAAUCAGCCAGUAGGUCGUUUGAAAGCUCCAUCGUGACGCUUCACGAGGAUCCAGAGAAUCAAGCUGAUGUUUCGAAUACUGUUCUUAGUAUCUUGAGAAAGUGUCUUUGCUAGCUGUAAGGGUGUGAUGCGCUUUGAACGCUACACCGCUACCAUGGUUACCUGACACGCGAAUGGAGAACAUCAAGCAGCUGCUGCUGCUGGUGGUGGUGGAGCAGCUGCGGCUAGCAACCGGAGUGCGUCAUCGUCAUCCGCGGGAAGGAAGUGUCCUUGCUAAUGUUAGCUGUACGGAUGUGAUGCGCGGGUGAGUCAGGACUUCUGAUGCUUUGUCUGUCGUCAUGGCUACGGUGAUUGGCGGCGAGCCGUGUUGCUGCUGCUGCUGCUGCCACGGCACACGUAAGGUGAGGUCGGUGGCAAGGGCGGGAUGCUCAACACUCGGCCUCCAGCCGAGUCUCACGCGCGAACCGUGAAUUGUUUUCAUAGUUUUCGUGAUUUCUAGUGUAUAGGAUCUAGAUACAGUCAUGUACGCAUCAGUGGUGACAUGUCGCGUCCACAUUCACGAACGCUUCAAAGUGCAUGGGAAUUUGAUCACAAUAGGCGACAUGCAGGGUAGGUUGAGUGGAAAAGAUGCUUUUGUUUUUGAAGCUGAUAACAGUGUAGGGAAUUGUGUGUUGCUCCCUACAUCAAUUAUCGCCGAAGUCGAACCAAAAUCUUCUUCACAUGAUAAUAUUGUAACCGGUAUGAUAAUUAUUCACUGAUCACCGGACGAAUGUGUCUGUUAGAAAGGAAAUAAAUAGUAUUCACAAACAAGUCCCACUUAUUGUUUCUGUUCGUAAAAGGAAAUUGCAAUUUUUUGGUCA